Laetiporus sulphureus 93-53 is the source of this 954-nucleotide messenger RNA. RefSeq lists its product as uncharacterized. Gene Ontology annotation, molecular function: membrane insertase activity. The record is from RefSeq and is a predicted model, not a curated record. NCBI's taxonomy places the organism in Eukaryota, Fungi, Basidiomycota, Agaricomycetes, Polyporales, Laetiporaceae. Gene Ontology annotation, biological process: mitochondrial respiratory chain complex IV assembly; protein insertion into mitochondrial inner membrane from matrix. Gene Ontology annotation, cellular component: mitochondrial inner membrane. Bases 1 to 954 code for a protein of 317 amino acids. The transcript is spliced from 4 exons.
AUGUUGUCGCUCAGGUCUGCCCGGUUGGCUCCAAUCUCCCAUGUGGGCCGUGCUCGGAAGCCUUUGUUUCGAACUCGUCGAACACUAGUUCAUUCAGCAGUGCAAGAACUCACAAAUGGCUUUCUGGACUUGGCUAUUGCUCUUCCAAUACCUCCCAGUCUCCCACCAUAUUCGACUACCGUCAUACUCUUGACAGUAGCGUCUCGACUCGUCAUAACUGUCCCAUUCUCAGUUUGGGCAAAAGAUCGCCAAUGGAGAGCAGAGAAUAUCGUUGUACCGCAACUCAAGCGCGAGAUGCAAGAGGUACAUAAACAAAUUCUUCAAGACAUGAAAGUAGAGGGCUUCCAAGGAGAUAAGGAUGCAGCACUAGCUGAGGUCAAGAAAAGAUUGGACGUCGCGAGCAAAAGCCGCAAGGGUGAACUGCUGAAAAUCCAUCAUUGCACGCCUCUUCCGACGAUGAUCAUUCCUCCAUUGACCCAGCUGCCAAUGUUCGUUUGCUUCAGCAUGGUUUUGAACAACGCCUGCCAACCGCCGACUGUCCUCGACUCGGAGUCAUUUUUUACCUUAACCUCUUUGGCUCAUCCUGACCCCACUGCCGCUCUACCAAUCAUGAUUGGACUCAUCACCUUAGCAAAUGUUGAGACGGCGCGCUGGUUCGUCGGGGCCGCGGCACUGCAAAGGGAAAGGCAGGUUGCGCGAUGGGUCGAGCAACGGCGAGCCAAAGGCGAGGCUGUCGUGGAGCCCAGAAAAGUUGUUCAAUCUGUCCUGAGAUUGGCUUCCGUUUUCCGAAUUCUUUUUGCAACGAUGCUGCCAGGGAGCGUUGAGAUAUACUGGGCUGCAUCUGCUGCAUUCGGGCUGGUGCAAUCUUGGGUCCUUGAAUGGUGGCACGCUCGCAGAACACAUGUUUAUCAACGAUCGUCGGCUCCACUGACUUGGACCCACCGUGGACGGUAG